AUGACAUCCGGCCCAUACUCCCUCCGUCUCAAAUCCCCCUCAGAGACAGGGACCCGUCUCUUUACUCUACUCUCCGAUUACGUCCAAUCCACUUCCACCUCCGCAGCCACAGUCGCGCAAUCAAUCCACAAGCUCGGAGAAGCACCGAUCUCCAACACCCAGAAUGAUGGCCCGUCUGUUGAGUCGUUCCUAUGGGAAACGUGGGCCGUUGUCAUCGAUCUAGCCAAACAGCUUCCCAGCGACGGUCUGGACCGUCUGGUGGAAGUGCUGCAGGCGCUCACGGCGAUACCUGCAUCAACAGUAUCUAUUUGGGAGUCCAAGAGCAAAGUCUGGACUGACCUUCCUAUUCUUGGUCCUAGCAUGAGGGAAGCAUGGAUCAAUACCGACUCUCCAGAAGAGGCGCGCACAGAGUGGGUCAAUCUGAACUCCUUUGCUGCGCGUCUAUUAGCUCUUCCAUCCAUCACAUGGGUGAAUUUUGCGGUCUGGACGAUGCGUGAUGCACUCGAGAAUAGAGGCGACGACAAGGAUAUUGGUGCUAUGCAUGUUGAUGCAGCUGCGGAGUGGGUCUUGCAUGCCGGAAAGGAGCUGGUCGGAUAUGCUACAUCCACAAAUCAGAGUGAGGAGCGCGCUUUGGCUGGUGGGAAGCUAUACCAUGGACCGGCUACAAUGUGUGCCGAGAGGUGGGAGUUCUGGAAGAAAGGGUUUGGAGAGGUGGCCGAGGCACCAGGGGACGACCGGGUGAGGGCGAAGGCGAAGAAAGCCCAAGAAGCGAUGGAGACGGUCACGAUUGGAUGA
Molecule: messenger RNA, 795 nt
Organism: Aspergillus campestris IBT 28561
Lineage: Eukaryota; Fungi; Ascomycota; Eurotiomycetes; Eurotiales; Aspergillaceae
Product: DUF3632 domain-containing protein
Exons: 3
Coding region: 1-795 (264 amino acids)
Source: RefSeq, a predicted model, not a curated record